UGUGUUUGUGUUGGUUUGCCGACAAAAACAUCUGUUUUUCUUUAAGCGAAUUAUCCUACAGUAUUGCACGAAAUAGUAUUAUUUUCCGGUAAUUGGUGUCUUUUGCUCCUUCCCUCCAAGCCACAAAUAGGAGUUUCUGGUGAUUAAGUCGCGAACAGUUAAGAAAUCCUAACUAGGUUAGUUGGUUAGCAUUGUGGAAGCCAUACGCGGACGGUGAAGUUUCCUUUUCAUUUUCCUCAGCUUCCCAGUGACAUUAGAGAAUUUUCCUUUGCCGGAUAGCACGUUUGCACUGCCAGUGGCCGAAAGGAAAGUUGGAGAACGAUCUAGAACGGUGGCGAGAACUUAAUAAAAGGGCAACAAGCACCGCGAUUGCAAGUGAUUCAUACGGAAGAAAGUGAUCGAGCAAGAAGGUGAACAUUUGGAAGAACAUUGCUAUAAAGUGAAGCAAGAAUAAACGCCGAAUAUGGUUGCAACGGAGGAAAAAGUUACGAUGGACGUGGAUGAGGCAACCGCCUUCAAGGAACGUGGAAAUGCAGAAUUCAAGGAUGAUUGCUGGGAAGCAGCCAUCAAGUGGUACACGAAAGCGAUCCACGCCGGUGAGAAGCAUAAAGAUUUGCCGGUGUUCUACAAAAACCGUGCCGCGGCCUACCUAAAGCUGGAGCAGUACGAAAACGCCCAGAAGGAUUGCACCGAGUCGCUGGACCUGUGUCCGAACGAUCCGAAAGCACUGUUCCGUCGGUUUCAGGCGUUCGAAGCGUUGGAGCGGUUCGAGGAAGCGUACAAAGACCUGCGCACGAUCCACACGCACGAUCCGAACAACAAAACGAUCAAACCCCACCUGGAGCGGCUGCAUGCGAUCGUACAGGAGCGUGCCCGGGAACGGGCCCAGACUUCGAACAAGGUGACGAAAAUGUUCGAAAUUGCGUUCGACAUCGGAGCGCCGAAGGACAAGCGGGAACAGGCGAUGAGCAAUAUCGUGGUGCUGGCUCGGGAGCAGGCCGGCGUGGAGGUUAUGAUGAGGGAGGGUGUGGUGACGCGGGUUGGCAAGUUGCUGAAGGUGGAGAAAAACAACGACAUCAUCACGAACGCCAUUCGAGCGAUCGAUGGCGUUUGUUUGAAGAGCCCCGAACGCACGAAGCAGGUCAUUAACGAGCUCGGUAUUCCGUGGUUCUUGCAAAUCCUGGACUGUAACGUGGAGGAGCGUGUGGCAGCUUCCCAACACUGCAUGCAAACCGUGCUAAACUCGAUCUCGGGCAUGGACAACAAGGAAGACACGAAGCCAAACGAUGCGCUGGUAAAGGAAAAUCAGCAAAUCAUCGAAACACUGCUCACCUGUCUGCUGUACUCGGUGACCGAUCGUACGAUCACGGGCAUGGCUCGCGAUUCCAUCAUGGAGCUGCUGAUCCGUAACGUUCACUGGAAGACACUGAACUGGGCGGAACGGUUGGUCGAGCUGAAGGGUCUGAUGCGCCUGAUGGAGGUGUGUUCCGAGCUGGAGGAGUACAAGUACGAGAGUGCGAUGAACAUUACGCCGUCGUCGCGCACCAUCGCUACCGUGUGCUUGUCCCGCAUCUACGAGAACAUGUACUACGAUCAGGCACGAGAGCGGUUCACGGAACAGAUUGCGGAUUUUGUGAAGGAUAAGCUGCUUACGCCCGAUCACGAAUCGAAGGUGCGUGUAACUGUCGCGAUCACGUCGCUGCUACUUGGACCGCUGGACGUUGGUAACACGAUCGUGUCGCGUGAAGGUGUCCUGCAGAUGAUUCUCAUCAUGGCCCAGUCGGACAAUUUGCUGGAACAGAAAGUCGCUUGCGAAUGUUUGAUUGCCGCUGCCUCGAAGAAGGACAAAGCGAAGGGUUUGGUGCAGUCGGGAGCGGAAAUUUUGAAGCGCUUGUACUCGUCGAAGAACGAGGAAAUUCGCGUCCGUGCCCUGGUGGGUCUGUGCAAGAUCGGCAGUUCGGGCGGUUUGGAUGCUUCGAUUCGUCCGUUUGCUGAUGGAUCGACGAAAAAGCUGGCGGAAGCAUGCCGUCGGUUUUUGGUGAAGCCGGGCAAGGAUAAGGACAUUCGUAAGUUUGCCGCCGAAGGUCUCGCCUAUCUAACGCUGGACGCAGAGGUAAAGGAAAAGCUGGUGGAGGAUCGUGCCGCUAUCAAGGGAUUGAUUGAGCUAGCUAAAACGGGCGAUCAGUCCGCACUGUACGGUGUCGUUACGACGCUGGUGAAUCUGGUGAAUGCAUACGACAAGCAGGAGAUGGUGCCGGAGCUGGUAGAGUUGGCCAAGUUCGCGAAGCACCACAUCCCCGAAGAGCACGAACUGGACGAUCCGGACUUUGUGAGCGCGCGUGUGAUUGUGCUCGCCAACGAAGGUGUCACGUCCGGGUUGGUUGCUCUCUGCAAAACGGAGAGUGAUAAUUCGAAGGAAAUGAUUGCUCGCGUCUUUAAUGCGCUGUGCAGUGAGCAGGAGGCACGCGGUAAGGUGGUGCAGCAGGGAGGUGCGAAGGUGUUGCUUCCGCUGUGUCUCAACGGAACGGCUAAUGGUAAGCGGCAUGCCGCGCAGGCAUUGUCACGCAUCGGAAUCACCAUCAAUCCGGAGGUCGCUUUCCCUGGUCAGCGCAAUCUGGAAGUGAUCCGCCCAUUGAUGAACCAACUGCAUCCCGAUUAUACUUCGCUGGAAAACUUUGAAGCACUGAUGGCGCUGUGCAAUCUGGCCUCGAUGAACGAAUCCACCCGCCAGCGCAUCCUGAAGGAACAGGGCAUGGUUAAGAUCGAGUCGUACAUGGCGGAAGAUCACUUGAUGCUGCGGCGUGCCGCAACGCAGGUGAUGUGCAACAUGGUACAGUCACCCGAUGCGGUGGCACUGUGCGAAAAGCCAAACGAUCGUGUAAAGAUGCUCGCCCUGCUCUGCGAAGAAGAGGACGAAGACACUGCGCUGGCAGCAUCGGGAGCACUCGCCUAUCUAACGGCCGUUUCAGAGCGUUGCUGCGAAAAGAUGUUUGAACCGACGGCCUGGUUGAACGUGUUUCACACGCUAGUUGCAAACCCGAGCCCGGGCGUGCAGCACCGGGGCCUCGUGAUCAUACGCAACAUUAUCAAGACGAACAAGCAGCUCGCCUCGAAACUGUUCGACACGGAUCUGCUGCAGAUGAUGUACGGCGUUACGCAGCUGAACGAUGAAACGCGUGCGAAGGCGAUCGAGUGUGCGCAGGAAUGUUUGAAGCUGGCCGAAGAGUACCGGUUGAUUCAGGAAAAUGCCGACGCCGAUUUGGCACCGGACGUGUUCAAGGAGCAGUCAGCUACGAUUGAAGAAAUCGAUAAUUGAACUGGGAGUUGGGAAGGGUUCGCGAAAGGACAACAAAGUGCAUUACAACAUCUUCUUAAACUAAUUGUUAUAUCUCUUACACGGCGCAGCAUUGUGCUUGCGUUGGUUUUCCGAGCCGUUCGGGAAACGUAUACCGAAGUAAUGGACAUGCCUUCGUUACGAGGGUGAAUCGUACUUACUAGGAACUUGUAGCGUGUCGUCUGUUUUUUUAUUUUUAUUUUUAUAGUUUGGAAGUUUUGAGACCAUUUUGAUGUACUAGAUAUUUAUAAUAAAGAAUUUGUGAAUGAUUUUUCAUCUAAA
Molecule: messenger RNA, 3616 nt
Organism: Anopheles stephensi (Asian malaria mosquito)
Lineage: Eukaryota; Metazoa; Arthropoda; Insecta; Diptera; Culicidae
Gene: unc-45
Product: protein unc-45 homolog B
Exons: 3
Coding region: 464-3316 (950 amino acids)
Molecular function (GO): Hsp90 protein binding
Source: RefSeq, a predicted model, not a curated record